AAUUAACUAGACGUUAUAUACAAUGGCUUUUGCAGCAAUUUUCCUAUUUGUUCUUUUUGUUUCUCCGAUAAUGUGUUAUGGCAAGGAUCACAUUGUUGGAGGCAGCGAUGGGUGGAGUCAAUCUGGAGAUUAUUCCACUUGGGCAUCUGCUCAAACUUUCAGUGUUGGAGACAACCUUGUGUUUAACUAUGGUGGAAGUCAUGGAGUGAACGUAGUAAGUAAAGAUGACUAUGAGAAUUGCAACACUGGAAAUGCUCUCUUAACUUACACUGGUGGACAAAAUAGCAUACCCCUUUCAAGUUCAGGUGACAUGUACUUUGUUUGUCCUACACUUAAUCACUGUGACACUGGAAUGAAAUUGGCUAUUAAAGUUGAAGGAAGUACCUCACCAGCAACUCCCUCUGCCACAAAGUCUAUGCAACCUAAUGCUGCAUCUAUCACAUUUGGCAGUAUGACCACAAUGGUUUUUGAAUUUGCACUUGUCUUUGUAUAUAUGGGCUAGGAGAGAGGCAGUGCUAUAUAUGAAUCUAUUUCAUUUGUGUAUAUAUCCUCUGUUAUUUGUUCAUGAGGGGUAAAACUCCUAUAUUGU
This is a messenger RNA of Solanum verrucosum, 589 nucleotides long. Its product is annotated as mavicyanin-like. Gene Ontology annotation, molecular function: electron transfer activity. The transcript has 2 exons. The coding region runs from base 23 to 502 and encodes 159 amino acids. NCBI's taxonomy places the organism in Eukaryota, Viridiplantae, Streptophyta, Magnoliopsida, Solanales, Solanaceae. The record is from RefSeq and is a predicted model, not a curated record. Gene Ontology annotation, cellular component: plasma membrane.